Messenger RNA from Oncorhynchus nerka (sockeye salmon), 8504 nucleotides. Its product is annotated as collagen alpha-3(VI) chain-like. NCBI's taxonomy places the organism in Eukaryota, Metazoa, Chordata, Actinopteri, Salmoniformes, Salmonidae. The transcript is spliced from 42 exons. Bases 123 to 8168 code for a protein of 2681 amino acids. The record is from RefSeq and is a predicted model, not a curated record. Gene Ontology annotation, molecular function: extracellular matrix structural constituent conferring tensile strength; protein binding.
AGGGGAAAUACCUGGAGGAUAAUGACCUAAAGGCCUUUGUCAUUUUGCAGAAUUUGUUUUACCAAAGACUGUCGAAUAAAGAUAGUUCAGCUCAGGGUGUUACUUUUGGUGUUGGGUAGAAGAUGAGGAAACACCGGAUGUUAGCGCUGUGCGCUCUUCUGGGCGUACUUUCUGCAGGACUGCUGCCCAAACUUGACGCUCAAGAGGAAGCACAUGAGUCAGCUGACCUUGUACUCUUAAUUGACGGAUCUGAGAAUGUUGGAGCGGCCAACUUCCCCCGUGUGCGCGAUUUGGCUAUGAAAGUCAUUGAGGGCCUUGAUGUGGGCAGGGACACAAUUCGGGUGGCCGUGGCUCUGUACAGCACGGACCCCGAGGUUCAGUUCUUUCUAAAUACCUAUGAGAACAAAGCCGCUGUCCUGGAUGCAGUGAAGGCCAUUCAGUUCACAGGCAACAAUGAGGCUAACCUUGGAGCCGCCUUGGAGAAAGUCGCUGAGAGCCUGUUGAGUCCGGCAUCAGGGGGCAGGGCAGAGGAGGGGGUGCCCCAAGCUCUGGUGGUUAUCAGUGCUGGACCGUCCAAUGACGAUUUCAGUGCGGGUGACCGGGCUCUUAAGGCAGCAAGCGUUAUCACGUUUGGCGUAGUGGUCGGCAGCACGGCCACCGCCGAGCUGGAGACUAUCGCCACAGACAAGAGCUUUGUUCUGUCGGCCCCCGAUUUCAGGGCAGUGGCAAGCAUGGGUGACCAGCUGCUACCAUACGUUAACGGGGUGGCCCAGGGUACCAUUGUCGUUCUGAAUGAAUUCACAGAAGCCUUGGAAGUGGGAAAAAGGGACAUCAUUUUUCUCAUUGACAGCACUAUGGGUGCCACAACGAUCAACUCUCUUCGAGAGUUUAUCAAAAAGUUUGUUGACACCAUGCCAAUCGGACCGGACCAAGUGCAAGUAGGUGUGGCCCAGUUCAGCAACGCUGCCAGACUUGAGAUAGACCUGAACUCAUAUGGAUCCAAGGAGGACCUGAAUGCGGCUCUGGGAAGACUCAAGCCAAGACCGGGACAAGUGGUGAACAUCGGGGUGGCCCUGGACUUUGUGAGGACCAACAUGCUGAGGGCUGAAAAGGGGAGUCGUAUUCAGCAGGGUGUGCCCCAGCUGGUGCUGUUGAUGACCAGUAAAAAGUCCAGUGACAGUGUGGGGCAGGCUGCUGAGGCACUGCAGCGCAUGGGGGUUCUGACCCUGGCCGCUGGCUCUAAGACUGCCGAUGAGCAGGAGCUGAAGCAGAUUGCCAUUGAUGAGAGUUUGGUCUUCAUGCUGAAGGACUUCCGCAUAUUGCUUCGCAACCCAAGGAUGAUUGUCUCUCUCCUCUCCACUCUAUCUGGGGUUGUGGUGACUGAGGAACGCACAGAGCCAGUGGUUGAAAUUACAACAGUGCAGACCCAGCGAGUAGUCAGAGACAUCGUCUUUAUGGUGGAUGGCUCUAGCUACAUUGGGGGUGCCAAUCUUCCAUAUGUGCGGGAUUUCAUUGUCGGCGUGGUAAACCUGCUGGACGUGCGGCCCGACAGGGUGCGCAUUGGGCUUAUGCAGUUUGCAGAGAACCCAAAGAUCGAAUUCUACCUGAACACACACAAUACAAAGCAAGAUGUGCUGGCUAGAGUUGAUCAGCUCAGGCUAAUGGGAGGAUCUGCUUUGAACACUGGAGCGGCUAUGGAUUAUGCCCUUACCAACAUGUUCCAGGCCUCGACUGGGUCACGUAAGAGGCAGGGUGUCCAACAGGUUCUUCUCCUGAUCACUGGAGGCCCAUCCCAGGAUGAGGUUAAAAAGAUUGCAGACAAAGUGGCUGUGGCGGGUGUACUGACCUUCACAGUCAGUGCCGGCCAGGCAGAUGAGGCCUACUUGAAGACGGUCGCUUUCGUCCCAAACUUGGCUUACCACGAAGGCAGAUUUUCUAGCCUACCAAGUGUUGUUGAACAGAUCAUGACUCCUUUGAUUACUGUGGUCGGCGACACCGACAUCUCAGUAACAGACAUCGAAAUAACCAAGGAACCUGCAGUUGUUGGAGGUGAGAGGGAUGUUGCAUUUCUGAUUGACGGCUCGGAUAAUGUCCGAGCAGAUUUCCCCUACAUCCGGGACUUUAUCAUCAAAGUCAUUGAGCCUCUUGAUAUUGGACAAGAUAGAGUACGGAUUUCAGUUGUCCAACAUAGUGAGAGGCCAGCUCCCAACUUCUACCUGAAUACAUAUAAGGAUAAGGCUGAAGUGUUAAGGGCUGUUAAUGAUCUAAGACUGGCCGGUGGAAGGAGUCUAAACACCGGAAUGGCCUUGAAAUUCAUGAAGGACACUAUCCUGUCCCCGGUUCAUGGUAGCCGUGCGGCCCAAAAUGUCCCCCAGUUUUUGAUAGUUUUGACUGGAGGCAAGUCAAAGGAUAGUGUGAAGGAAUCUGCUAGCGCUUUAAAGACCGAUGGAGUGGUACCAUUUGGCGUUGGUGUCAAGGAUGCAGACCCUAAGCAAAUCGAGGCCAUUUCUCACAACCCAUCCUUUGCUUUCAAUGUGAAGGAAUUCAGCCAGCUCAAUAUGGUACAACAAAGGCUCAAUAGCUAUGUGAGCCUUCCCAAGGAAGAGCUGAAGGUCAUUCUGGACCAAGUCACCACAACCGUAGUAUUCACUGGCGGAGAAAAGAGGGACGUGGUUUUCCUCAUUGACGGCACAACAGCGGUGCGCAGCGAGUUCCCCGCCAUCCGUGACAUGAUCGGGAGGGUCGUGGAAAAGCUGGACGUGGGUCUGGAUCGGGUGAGGGUGUCAGUGGUGCAGUACAGCGACGGUGCCACGGUGGAGUUCCUCUUGAACGAGCACUCCACCAAAGACGAGGUCCGCCAGGCCACGAGGAAGCUUCAGAGCAGCGGUGGGAACCGUCGGAACACUGGCCGUGCCCUUGAAUGGAUCUCCAAGAACAUCUACCAGAAAUCAGCAGGUAGCCGCAUUGAGGAGGGAGUUCCUCAGUUCCUCAUUCUAGUCACAGGGGGAAAGUCCAACGAUGACGUCUCUGGACCGGUUAAUCAGCUGAAGACCAACCUGGUUGCCCCUUUAGCCAUCGGCACAAAGAAUGCCGACCCCAAUGAACUGAGGCAGAUCGCCCUAAAGCCAGAACUUGCCUACUCCAUUAACAACUUCGGGCAGCUUCCAACAGUGGAGCAGCAGCUUAUUGCUUCAGUCAACACCAUGACCACCACUGACAUCUCCGGCAGUUUUGUUCCCUCAGUUUUGGAUAUUGCUAACCUCAACAUGGGGCGGAAAGAUAUCAUCUUUCUCAUCGAUGGCUCGGACACCACAGGCUCCAAUGGCAUCGCCCACAUCCGUGACUUCAUCCUCAACAUCGUUCAGCAACUAGAUGUGCAACUUGACCAGGUCCGGGUCGCUGUCGUCCAAUAUUCCGACAAGGUCAAGACAGAGUUCUCUCUCAACUCCCACAACAAAAAAACAGCUGUGCUCUCAGCCAUCAAAAGACUACGCCAGCAGGGUGGAAGAUCAUCCGAUCUUGCCAACGCCAUCGAGUAUGUGACCAGGAAUGAGCUGAAAGCCUCGGCGGGUGUCCGGCUUGCGCAGGCCUCCCAGCAUCUAGUGGUCCUUACCGGCAGAAGGUCCUCCACUGACGUGUCCGUGUACGGCCCUCUGCUUAAAGGCUCCCGGGUUAACUGCAUCGGCAUCGGGGCUGGUGCAGACUACAGGGAGCUCAACCAGAUUGCCACCAGCUCUGCCGAUGUUCUCCAGGUACCUGCUUUCCCCGGCUUGCCUGUCAUUAAGGAGAGGUUUAUUGCCAGGCUGAACGGAACAAUGCCUGAUGAGGCACCACCAGAUUUUGUCGACCCAAGCCUCCCUAAAGCCAAGGUUGCUGAUAUUGUAUUCUUGGUGGACGGCUCCAUCAACCUGGGCAAGGACAACUUCAAGGAGGUGAUGGGGUUCAUCCAGAACCUCAUCGACCUCUUCUUCACUGAGCGUGACAACCUGCAGAUUGGCCUGGCGAGCUACACCACCGACGUCACCGACGUGUUCUACCUCAACACCUACAAGAACAAGGAUGACAUAAUCGAUGCCAUCAGCCGCACCGAGUACAAGGGAGGCCGCAGGAUCAAUACAGGUACCGCCAUCCACCACGUACAGGAGAACCACUUCAUCAAAGAUAAAGGCAGCAGGAAGGAUGAGGGAAUCGCCCAGAUCCUGAUGAUCAUCACCGGCGGAAGGUCGGCCAGCGAUAGCAAGACCGCAGCUCUGGCGUUAAAGGCCACCGGUGUGCGCAUCUACGCUGUCGGCGUGGGUGACAUUGAGGAUGAGUUGAACAACCUGGCGAGUGAGGCCUCCACAGUGGCCAGGGCAAGCACGUUUGUGGAGCUCUCUGAGCUCAACGAGCAAAUCCUUGAGACAUUGGAUGACGAGGUGAAGGGAAUCAAGCUCUGCACUGGCGUGAGCCAGGAGCCCUCAAAAACCUGCAGUCUGGAGGUGUUGGUAGGCUUUGAUGUGUCCUCACCAAACAUCUUCCAGGCCCAGAGGAUCCUGGAGUCCAAGAUGGGUGCCAUCCUCCAAAGGAUCACCAAGAUGACGGGCAUCAGUUGCUCGUCGGGCCAGAUCCCAUUGAUCCAGGUGGGCAUCCUGGCCAUGGAUGCCGCCUCAGAACCCGUCCACCUGGAGUUCACGGACAACGCCGGCAUGCUGUUCGAGGCAUUCCGAGCACUGCGCGCCCGCGGACCCUACUUCCUCAACGCCAAGACCAUUGCCGCAUAUGGGUCCAGGUUCAAAAGCCGAGCAGCAGAUGCGGUCAAGAUUGUGAUCCAUCUGACUGAUGGUCUGGAUGGCCAGUAUAAUGAAAUGAAGAGACAGGUUGAAGAACUUAAGAUUUCAGGUGUGAACAGCUUUAUCCUGGUGGGUCUGGAGCGGGUACCCAGGUUUGAGGAGGCCGUGCUCCUGGAGUUUGGCCGCGGCUUCAGGUACACCAGACCCCUCAGAGUUAAUGUCAUGGACUUGGACUAUGAGCUUCUGGAGGAACUGGACAACAUUGCUGAGAGGGAGUGUUGCGCGGUGCCAUGCAAAUGCACCGGCAGAAGGGGAGACAGAGGAGCAGUCGGACUUGGAGGACUGAAGGGUGGUCCAGGCGGAGCAGGUGGAGCAGGACAUCCCGGAGAUGAGGGUGGAUCCGGAGACAGAGGUCCUCCUGGUGUCAACGGAACUCAAGGUUUCCAGGGAUGUCCUGGGCAGAGGGGCAUCAAGGGUGGUCGUGGGUACUCUGGAGAAAAGGGUGAAUUUGGAGAGAUUGGCCUGGAUGGCAUCAAUGGAGAAGAGGGCAAGAGUGGAGUCGCUGGACCCCCAGGAGACAGAGGAAACCCUGGGAGAAGGGGACCCAAAGGAACUAAAGGACAUGCAGGAGACAUCGGGGAUACCGGAAUCCGAGGAGAUCCUGGUACCACAGGGCAAGAUAACAACGUGGCUGGACCUAAAGGAGACCCAGGCGAUGUCGGCCCAGUGGGAGAGCCAGGGGACGAUGGUAAGAUGGGAGGCCCCGGUGAACCAGGCAGGACGGGUUCUGAUGGUAGAAGAGGCCCACCCGGACAAGCUGGAGACCCUGGCAAACCCGGAGGUGAUGGUGUGCAGGGAGAGCCAGGUAUCGGAGGAUCCAGGGGCCAAGCUGGACCAAUUGGUGCACCUGGUACCAGAGGUGAAGACGGGAACCCUGGACCAAGGGGCCCAGGAGGAGCCCAGGGACCCCCCGGAAACAAUGGCAGGAGAGGACCUCUCGGUCGCAAGGGUGAGCCAGGAGAGCCCGGACCCAAAGGCAUCGUGGGACCUCUGGGACCUCGUGGUGAACCUGGCGAAGAUGGUCGAGAUGGAUUUGGAAUCGCAGGGCCCAAAGGAAGAAAGGGUGAUGAGGGCUUCCCAGGAUUCCCAGGACCAAAGGGAGCGGCAGGUGAUGGAGGAACCAAUGGCGGACCAGGACCCAUAGGAAACCGUGGCCAGAGGGGUGUUUCAGGAGAAAUUGGUACUCCAGGACAGAAGGGAGAGGUUGGAUACCCGGGACCUUAUGGCCAGAAAGGACCGAGAGGACCUGGCGUUGUGCAAUGUGACUUGGUGAAGAAAAUCAGAGACAACUGUCCUUGCUGCUAUGGUCAGCAGGAGUGCCCACUCUACCCUACCGAGCUGGCCUUCGCACUGGACACCUCCGAAAACGUGGGUAGGCCUGCCUUCAACAACAUGCGUGACACCGUGCUCCGCCUGGUUGGCAACAUCACCAUUGCCGAGAGCAACUGCCCCCGCGGCGCCCGAGUGGCCCUCACCCUCUACAACAAUGAAGUGACCACCGAAAUCCGCUUUGCAGACGGGCUGAAGCGGCGUGCACUGGUGCAGCAUGUGGAGGGCCUCCAGGCAUUACAGACGCGCAAACAGCGUAGCCUGGAGACGGCCAUGAACUUCCUGGCGCAGAACACCUUCAAGAGGGUGCGCAGCGGCUUCCUCAUGAGGAAGGUGGCCAUCUUCUUUGUUAAUGGGCCAGUGAAGGAUCAGCGGGCGGUAAGCGCAGCCGCCCUACGCCUCUAUGACUCCGGCAUCGCCUCAGUGUUCCUGACCAAUAAAGAGGAUGGCCAGCUCACCAGAGCUCUGAAGAUGAACAGCACUGGGUCAGCACUGGGUCAGGUGAUUGUGCUGCCCAAUCCCGGAAGUGCACAGUACAUCUCAGCUAUCCAAAAGGUCAUGAACUGCCACAUCUGCCUGGACUCCUGCGCCCCAGACCAAAUGUGUGACUAUGCCCCCCCUCAGCAGUCAAGAGACAGGAGGGCCUCCACCACUGAUGUGGACAUUGACAUGGCCUUUGUCAUGGAUAGCUCCGAGACCACCUACCCCACCGUCUUCACUGAGAUGAAACGCUACGUUGCACACAUCGUAGAGCAGCUGGAAGUCUCGUCGGACCCCGUGGCAUCCAUCCACCACGCCCGCGUGGCUGUAAUCCAGCAUGCUCCCUACGAGUUCCUGCGCAACAGCAGCGGCUCACCCAUCCUUGUGGAUGUGGGCCUGACUGACCACCGCUCGGCCCAGGACAUCCGCAACUUCCUACUUGAGAAGACGCCCCAACUGGAGGGUGGGCGGGCGCUGGCAGUGGCCAUCGAGCACACGGUGGAGCAGGUGUUUGAGAAAGCACCCCACCAGCGAGACCUCAAGGUUCUGAUGUUGUUUGUGACAGGCCCUGUGGAGCAGGAUGAGGAGCGGCUGGUUGCUGUGGCCACCGAGGCCAAGUGUAAGGGCUAUUUCUUGGUCAUCCUGGGUGUGGGCGAGAAGCUGGGUGCUGGGGACACCCGCGUGCUGACGCGCAUGGCCAGCGAGCCGUCCGACGUCUUCUUCAAGAGGCUGACCAGCACCACGCACUUCUACGACAUGCACAUUCAGAACUUUGGCCGACUGCUGCCCAAGUAUCUCAGCAUUGAGAACGUUUUCUACAUGUCCCCUGAAGUCUCCAAAAACUGUCACUGGUACCAGAGUGACCAGUCAUUCCCCAAGUUCCCCUUCCCCAAGUCACACCACAGCCAAGAGAAACAUCAAAAACACGAAAACCACCAGGCAGUCCAUCCAAGAAAGCACAACGACCAAGACUCAGACGAGUUGCACGUAGCCAACGUCACUUCCAGCAGCCUGACCCUGCGCUGGGCCAGCCCGGACCCCAAGUACAUGGCCUACUUUAAGGUGGUGGUGACGCGCCUGCGUGACAACACACUGGUGUUGAGGAGAAAUGUGACGGGCACGGAGCUCACUGUUGGCGGCCUGGAGAGCGCCCAGACCUACCACGCCGUGGUGACCAUGCACGCCGCCCAGGGCCACGUUGCGGCCACCCACAAAGGCAUUAUUACCACCAAAGCAGCAGCAGAGCAUAAGGUCACUGCCCCCAUGGAGGUGACAGGUAUCAUGGCCACUACACCACUGGACAAACCAGAGAUUGCAGAGCCUCAGCAACAAGUGGAGCAGCAGCCCGAGACGGAGAUCCUUCCAGCUAUUGCUCCGCCUCGAGGGCAGAAGGCCUGGGAUUGGUUGGAUGAAAGCCGUGCAAACAGCGGGCGGCGCUCACAGCGACGAGUGAGAAUAAAAGGAAAGAGAAGAAAAGGCUCCCUAGGUGCACCUGUCAACCAAGGAGUCAUUGCCGCAAUAAAAACGUAGGAGGACAUUGAUUCAUUGUCAACAUAUACCUCUACUGUGGAGAUUCUGAGGAAAAUCAACAAAAAUGACCAAAGAGAUGCUAUACCAAAGGAGAGGUGGCUGCACUGGAUUCCACAAACAGGAUUUGAUCAAAAUGAGUAUUGAAGUAGUCUAUAUUACAAAAAGAAAGAAAGCAAAUCAUUUUGCUGCAUGAUUUUUCCUACUGGUGCUACAUAGUGUUUUUUGUGUUUUUUUUUCUCUGGUUGAGUUGCGGAGAACAUCCAGUGUUUGUAAUGUAACAUUUCUGGAACAGUUACAGAAUAUGUUUUUCAUUAAAAAGUUAAACUCGUCAUUUCA